AUGUCACUUUCAGGAUGGCGAGCAUCCAUGACGCGUUUAGCCCCGAUGGCGUCUCGCCAAUUGUCCUCGUCACGGGACGCUAGCGUCAAUGUUCUCUCCGGUAUCCCCGACAAGCAUGCCGCUCGUCGCGUCCGGAUUCACAGGCCAGCGAAGGUUGCGACGCAACAGGGCAGAGGCGGCCUUACCCAGAUGUGGCGGCUGCAGUUUGAGAAGAUCGAAGGCGAUGAUCGAUGGACAAACCCACUUAUGGGAUGGACAAGUACUGGAGAUCCGCUGUCAAACAUGGGAAUGCCUUUCCCAACUAAAGAAGCUGCUAUGAAAUAUGCAGAGCGCAACGGGUAUGAGUACAAGGUUAUAGAACCAGAGGAGGAGAAGCAACAAGUGCGGAAGAUUGCCCCUUUCAAACGCGCGAUGGUACAUCACUGGCGUCACGAAGCCCCAGUAUAUGAAGGCGACGGCGCCAAGUAGAUCAAGAAAAACAUGUCGCGACUUUGCCCAUACACCUGAUGUCUCUCUUGCCGCAUAGCAAUGCGACUUCGACCCUGAAACGUCGGGUGUUCGUCGAUGCUAGCAUUUCGUAGUCUCGCGGUCGCCCUAGAAGCUUUCACUCAUGUAAGCCCUAGAUGGAACCGAGUGACAAGCCGUGUGGUUUUGCAUGUUUGAGUUCUCAGAGCUCGAGAAGCAUCAUUGGUAGCGGCUUGAACAACGUGCAGCAAGCGAUCAAUGUUUUUACAGGACGGGAAGGACAUUGUGAAGGCGACGGGAUCUUUUGAUUGUAAAGGGAUCCUACUUUUCGAAAGACGUGUAUCUCUCGCGCUUACACACGGGAGGCAAAUUUUUGUCGUCGUAGUAGAUGCCAAACUGAUGGAAACUUG
Molecule: messenger RNA, 875 nt
Organism: Chondrus crispus (carragheen)
Lineage: Eukaryota; Rhodophyta; Florideophyceae; Gigartinales; Gigartinaceae
Product: NADH:ubiquinone oxidoreductase iron sulfur protein
Exons: 4
Coding region: 1-468 (155 amino acids)
Biological process (GO): electron transport chain
Source: RefSeq, a predicted model, not a curated record